Emericellopsis atlantica is the source of this 2298-nucleotide messenger RNA. RefSeq lists its product as uncharacterized. The coding region runs from base 1 to 2298 and encodes 765 amino acids. The record is from RefSeq and is a predicted model, not a curated record. The transcript has a single exon. Lineage: Eukaryota; Fungi; Ascomycota; Sordariomycetes; Hypocreales; Bionectriaceae.
AUGUUCGACACGUCCCCCAGUAAAGGCAGAUACUUGUUUCCCAUUGCGAAUGCAACGGAAUGCCUUCGACAACUCAAGUACGACAAGCAGCGAGGACGCGCGUUCCUACAGGAGCUUCCCAAGUAUCUCCAAUUCCACUCAACUCUCGAUCUCCUACGCGACACUCCCGAAUCCCCACGAGAGACAUCCGACUGGCAUAAUCGUCCCAGUGUCGAUAUUCUGGGAGAGCUCGAGUCUAUGCAGGAUGAAGAUUUCACGGACCAGUGGCAGUUUGACAGACGUGUCUACUCCGUGAUCAGGCAUGCGCGUGACAGUCACCUUGAGCUUUCUCUCUGCUCGAUGGACAUAUUCCGGUUCCAUGUCAUGUCAAAUGGGCUAGUUUCGGUUUCAGACAAUGGGACAAGCCUCCCCGAGGUGUACUUUGUCGAUGAUAUUGAGGCUCUUGAGGAAGGCCAAACGCAGAUAUCUCCGAUCGCUCGGAUCAACGGCGAGGACGUUCGCAUCUUCCUUGAGCGUUUGGACAGCCCUGUACCUGUCCGGCAAGAUCCAGACGCCCACUACAACAGCUUGUUCUUUUCGUUUGCUUCUGAGGCCGCAUCGUGGCCCCUGAAAGGUCAACUGGUCCAUCUCGGGCGUUUCGAAUUCGGCGCAGAAUCACUCCAUUUUGAAUUCCAUAACGGCUCAACUACCGCGUUGCCGAUUGUGGCUUCAGUGAUUAGCCCCGGCCAAUUUCUUGUCGAUGGUCUCGAUAGCCAGACUCUGUAUCGUAACAAGUGUCUCCCGGAUGAUCCGUCGCCCAUACCCGAUCCUCCACAGGAACCAGAGGUCGAUCGCAUCGAACAAGAAGCACUGAGUCCCAUCGAUGGGCACCCAGAGCCGUCUUUCCUAGACAACAACGAUCAACCAAUAAGCUACAACCUAGAUCAUGACACGGUGAUAUUGCAUAUACCCGUCUUCUCGCACAUAUUCAUCGACCCUAGCUAUCGGACCGCCGACGCAAUGGCAGACUAUGUCAACAUCAUCUCACUCGCCCUUGACGAAGGCCGAACCAAGCUCAUCAUUGACAUAACUGGCAACACUGGAGGGGACGCAAUGAGGGCUUACUAUCUGUUCAAGCUGCUGUUUCCUGACAAGGUCCCUUACACUGCCUGUCGUGUGCGCCGAAGCAAAGCACUUGAUAUGAUCACCUACGCAGGCCAGCUAGGGAACAAGAGCGAAUUUGAUCAUGCUUCCCUGCUCCAAUACUUGAAUUACCCUCACCUUGCCACCCCAGAUCUCGAGGAGGGAUUUGCCGACAUUGGUGCGUUUCUGGGAGGCGAGAAUGCCCCUUUCAGCAGCCCCUAUUCACCAUUCAGCUAUUCGAGCCCUGCCUAUAAUGGCCCCCACAGGGACAAGGUGCUCCAGUUACAGGAAAUAAUAGGGCGGCUGCAUGGUGUCACGCCAUUCGAUCCCGCCAAUAUACUGAUCGUUGGAGACGGGAACUGUGAUUCGGCAUGCGCCAAAUUCGUCGACUUGAUGGUCAACGUUGCUGGGGUCAAGUCUCUGGUGUUUGGGGGCGCACCGCAUCGCGAGCCUAUGCAGAUCAUUGGGGGCACACGUGGAGGUAAGUUGAUGAAAUUUCCAUGGAUUGAGCUCGACGUGAGCAUUUCGCUUUCCCUGUUAGGAGCUGCCCGAGGGCCAUCUGACGUCCAGGAGUCACGCGACAACUUGCCUGUACCCCUGGAUCGGCUACCCCUGAAAUUAGGUAACGGCGUCAGCUGCAUCAACUUGGAGAAUGUCUAUCAUCGAGUUGACGAGGAGGUCCCGCUGCAGUUCAAGUAUCAGCCCGCCGACUGCCGUCUGUUUUUUACAGCCGAGAACAUCUUGGACCCGGCCACAAGGUGGACGGCAGCCAAGAAUGCACGAUGGGGUGACGGAAGCUGUGUGGCCGGAACACCCAACUUCACGCUACCCCAACCAUCCACCACAUUGCUCAGUAACAGGCAUCAUCCCUCAACUAGAUCCAAGGAUACAAGACCUGCUGCGGCGGGACUUCAGUCGCGGCGAGCUGGGAUAAGGCGGGGCACCAACAGAACGGAUUACGAGCAUAUGCCAAAUGAUACGCGAACAGUGCUGGAUAGUGUCCAGGGGCAUCCUCAACGUACAGACUCGGGGCAAGGCCCUGAAGUGCGUAAGAACGGCCCCGGAGUGGUGUCCACGUGGGUGUGGGUGGUACUGGCUGUGACUGGCGCGUUCCUGCUUGUCACUAUGAGUGCCAUGCGCAUAGCAAAGGUUUUGAACGGAGGUGAUGCGUGGUGA